AUGGUUGAUUGGCAAGAUCCCGAGACGAUACGUGCUCAACACGAAUCUCUUGUGAAGUUAUGCUAUUUCUUGGAUGGAAUGCUUGUAUGGGAGUUUCUAGUCGCGUUACCCUUUGACUUAAAGCUGUUAAGAAAUGGUCGGGCUACCCAUUUCGCGCCGAUGGUGUAUAUGUUGUGUCGCUUCAUGACUCUUUCAACCGCAUUAGCACAAGUUACUGGCUUCAGCCUACAAAGCGACUUUGAUUGUCAGGUUUUCUCGUACUGCAGCCUUGGAACUGCAUCCUUAUUGAUAGUCCUACGCGGCCUUUUUCCGUCGCUCUUCAUGGUCGCUGUCUGGCUCGUAAACAUCGCAUUCCUGAUUCGGAGUCUGGCCAUUGGGUCUCAAUCUGAAUGGGACCCUACGGCCGACGCUUGUGUUUUCCCGAAGUCUAACUCCGCACGAGAUAGUAUCAUAAGCCUGCUGGUCACCGAUACUGUCUUACUGUGCACCGUCCUCGCUGGUUUGUUGCGUAUGAAGAACUCAGGCGGCCUAUGGAACUCAAUAUCUAAUUGGGGAACUUCUUUCAACCAGGGUAUUGUGUGGAUAACAAUCGCAAUCACCUUCGGGAUACCGGGUGCUGUUUUCAUAGUGUUAGACCUGAACGGUAGUAAACGAUAG
This is a messenger RNA of Stereum hirsutum FP-91666 SS1, 657 nucleotides long. RefSeq lists its product as uncharacterized. The coding region runs from base 1 to 657 and encodes 218 amino acids. The record is from RefSeq and is a predicted model, not a curated record. The transcript has 9 exons. Lineage: Eukaryota; Fungi; Basidiomycota; Agaricomycetes; Russulales; Stereaceae.